Polypterus senegalus (gray bichir) is the source of this 8722-nucleotide messenger RNA. Its product is annotated as membrane-associated phosphatidylinositol transfer protein 2. Bases 1208 to 5536 code for a protein of 1442 amino acids. Gene Ontology annotation, molecular function: phosphatidylcholine binding; phosphatidylcholine intramembrane carrier activity; phosphatidylinositol binding. NCBI's taxonomy places the organism in Eukaryota, Metazoa, Chordata, Cladistia, Polypteriformes, Polypteridae. Gene Ontology annotation, cellular component: cytoplasm. The transcript has 27 exons. The record is from RefSeq and is a predicted model, not a curated record. Gene Ontology annotation, biological process: phospholipid transport.
CUCUCACUUCAUUGGGAAUACAUUCACAAUGCCAUAAGUCAGUUUGUGUGUAUAAUUUCACAAAUAUGUCAACAGUUUAGGCAGUUGUUUAAAGAUCUCUGUGCUGAAUUGUUGAACAACCAUUGUCUACUGUUAAUAAUAAUUUAAUAAUAACAUUACAUUUUUUAUAACAUAACAUUACUUUCAGAAUCAUUUUUUAACAAAUGAUUUUUCCAUUCCUGUUAUUUUGGUUUCCCUGUAUUUUAUACAUUUGUUUUUAGAAUAUUGAUUGCAAUUAAUGAGUGUAUGGCACGUAGAUUGAUUAUAAGGUAAAAUUUCAAUGACUGUGCAGUUGAAAUUAUUUUGAAAGGGUAUGCUGAAUCUUAACACGUUAGUGCACUCAUCUGCCUUUAUUUGGCAGGCAGUAUUUAUCCUAAUAUGAGUGUCAAUCAAUAUCUAUCUAUCUAUCUAUCUAAUGUGGCGUAUUUUUUAUUCCUGCAUAUUCGUACAUGCUUACAUGUAUUGCAUGUAUUAGCAAGUGUAAGUAUACUGUUCCCAAUUCAAUACGUGUAUAUGCUUGUUUCUCCAGGUUUUCUCGUAUGUAAUCGUAUAUGACAGUAGACUCUUAUUAUUUCCCUUUUUAGGCAGAGAUGUGUAGUUUCAUCCACCUCUGUGUGCUGGCUUGUUUACCUCCUCAUGUACGUGUGCUGCUUUUUGACUGUGUCAAAUUUAGAGCGGUACACGACACUCGAUCGUAAAUCAGCGAACGAGUGAGAGGCGCGUGCACGACGACACAGGGUGGUGGUGCUCGAGCCGGACCCGCCGUCUCUUGUAGUCCGCCAGCCAUAUCGUCGUCUGAGAUUUUCAAGCACCUAGAAUAACAGUCGUCCCCUUCUCCAUGGCAACUUGGCUAUAUGGUUCUACUGGAAGAAAAACAAAUCUUAUUCUCCACAUCCACUUUAUUCCCCUUUUUCGUGUUCCGCUUCCUUACGUGCUUCUCCCCCUAGUAAUAGAACUGUGUUUGCCUGUUUAUUGAUAUGAAGAGGACGGCGGCAGAGGAGGGCGCGCGCAGUCGCGUUUUCCAUGUUCUGGAUCAACAAGGGCACUCUUGAAGCACUCGUCAGGUUUACUCAGUGACUCUACUUUGAGUUUAAGACAGUAUUGUUAAAAUCAAGAAAAGCCAAAGUACUGGAUUACUUUUUAUAUAAAAGAAGCCUUUUCUACCAAAAUGCUGAUUAAAGAGUACCGCAUACCUUUGCCUAUGAGUGUGGAGGAGUACCGCAUUGCCCAGCUCUACAUGAUACAGAAAAAGAGCCGAGAGGAAACAUGUGGCGAGGGCAGUGGAGUGGAAAUCUUAAAAAAUCAUCCGUACACUGACGGGCCUGGUGGCUCCGGUCAGUACACUCAUAAAGUGUAUCAUAUAGGUAUGCAUAUUCCCAGCUGGUUCCGGUCCAUAUUACCAAAAGCUGCAUUAAGAGUGGAAGAAGAGUCUUGGAAUGCCUAUCCCUAUACUCGAACAAGAUAUACCUGCCCUUUUGUGGAGAAGUUUUCAAUCGAUAUUGAGACAUAUUACAAACCUGACACUGGAGAUCAAGUUGAUGUAUUCAACCUUUCGUCUGCAGAAAAGAGACAGAGGAUUCUAGAUCCAAUUGAUAUAGUCAAGGAACCUAUCCCACCCCAUGAGUACAAAGCAGAAGAAGAUCCCAAGUUGUACAAGUCUGAGAAGACAAGGAGGGGCCCUCUUCCAGACAAUUGGAUUGAAGAGAUUAAGAGCAAUCCCAGUAAAAUGCCAAUUAUGUGUGCAUACAAACUUUGUAAAGUGGAGUUCCGAUACUGGGGAAUGCAGUCCAAAAUUGAAAGGUUUAUUCACGACGUAGGAUUGAGAAAAGUUAUGGUGCAUGCUCACCGACAGGCGUGGUGCUGGCAAGAUGAGUGGUAUGGACUGGCUAUUGAAGACAUUCGGCAGCUGGAGCUAGAAACACAGCUAAUGUUGGCACAGAAGAUGGCACAGUUUAGUUGCAAUGAGGAGGCAGAGCAAAAUGGCGCUAAUGCUUCACAUAGUGACAAGGACCAGGAAGUAAAAGCAAUGUCAUCAAUAGAGGCUGAAGAUGCUGCAGUGAACAUAGCCGACACUCUUCAGGGACGUGGUAGUUUAACUAAGCAGUGGUCAACAUCUUCAAAGUCCUCUCGCUCUUCUAAAAGAGGAGGUAGUCCAUCUCGUCACAGCAUUUCCGAGUGGAGGAUGCAAAGCAUUGCAAGAGACUCAGAUGACAGUUCUGAUGAAGAGUUCUUCGAUGCACAUGAGGAUUUUUCAGACAAUGAAGAGAUAUUUCCUCAAGAAAUUACAAAAUGGAAUUCAAAUGAUCUCAUGGACAAAAUUGAGGGAACAGAACAGGACGAUGUCCCAGGUGAUCUCUAUCAUGAAACAGCUGCUGACUAUCCUGUAACUUCCAAUGUGGAAACCCUAAGCAUUAUUGAGAUGCAAAGGGCUCUUAACAGCCCAAAAUGUAGAGCAGCAACAUCUGAUUCAGUGAUGAGGGUUUCAGAAGACAGUUCAUCUUCUCAGCUACAGCCUUGCAAGAUACAUGUACUUAUCUUGGUCUUGCAUGGAGGGAAUAUUCUGGACACAGGUAGUGGUGACCAGAACAGCAAGCAGGGGGACAUGAAUACAAUAACAUCUGCCUUUGAUACUGUUAUGCAGGUGCACUAUCCUGCAGCACUGAACCGCAUUGCAAUCCGUUUGGUACCCUGCCCUGCCAUCUGCUCAGAGGUUUUUUCCCUUGUGUCCAAUUUGAGUCCCUACAGUUAUGAUGAAGGUUGUCUAUCCAACAGCCAAGAUCACAUACCUCUAGCUGCUCUCCCCUUGUUGGCGACUUCAUCUCCUCAAUACCAGGAGGCAAUCGCAACUGUUAUCCUCCGAGCCAACCAAGUUUACAAUGAUUUUAUUAAGUCACUGAGAGGUGCUUCAUUUAAUGGCCAGGUCUGUUUAAUUGGUGACUGUGUUGGUGGAAUUUUGGGAUUUGACGCCUUAUGCUACAGCAGUCACCCAGUUUCUGAAAGCCAAAACAGUAGCAGGAGAGGCAGUGUUGCAAGUGCUCAGGAUACAGACUUGCUGUCCCCUGGAAUUAUUGUAAAUCACAGCUGCUGUCCGGGUAAUUCAAACUUAGAAACUAGCAGGCACCUUAGUCGCAGCAACAUUGAUAUACCACGAAGUGGACUAGAGGAUCCAAAGAAGCAGCUUCCACGGAAGAGAAGUGACUCCUCCACUUAUGAGAUAGACACCAUCAAGCAUCACCAGGCAUUUCUUUCUAGCUUACAUUCCAGUGUUCUGAGGCACGAUCCCGCAUCCCGAAGGUCUAGUAGUUCCACAAUGUUGGAUGGAGGUGCACUUGGCAAAUUUGACUUUGAAGUGUCUGACUUCUUUCUCUUUGGCUCACCACUGGGGCUGGUUCUUGCUUUGCGGAAAACUGUCAUUCCAAAUCUAGAUGUUGCACAGUUGCGACCAGCCUGCCAACAAGUUUACAACCUCUUCCACCCUGCAGACCCCUCAGCCUGUCGUCUGGAGCCACUGCUUGAGAAAAAGUUCCAUCUUGUGCCCCCUUUCAACGUGCCACGCUACCAGCGUUUCCCUCUUGGUGAUGGCAAUUCUGCACUGUUGGUCGAGACAGUCCAGAGCAAUCCCAUCCUCGUCAUGGAGAGCAGUCACCCCUUAACUGCUCUCCGCUGUCAAGACAGCAUCACGGAAACCUGUAUCCCUGUCCCGGUUCUUAACUGGCAAGAUGGCUCUUAUAAAAGUUCGACCUCUGGGGAGUCAGAUGUAAUUCAAUCUCAUGGUGCCAUCUUGGUGGAAAGUUCGUCCCCUUCUUCCCCCAUUACAGCCCCUAAUGUGCGGGGAUUCCGGAGAGCCAGUGAGGUCAGCAUUGCCAGCCAGGUCUCAGGAAUGGCAGACAGUUACUCUGCCACCAACAUAGCCAACAAACAAGCAUGUCAUCUUUACAGUUCCAAAAAACUAAGCCUACUGUCCCAGCUUGCUCUUCCCUAUAACAAAAGCUUUUUAAAAAGUGUCUCACCUAAGUCCAGUAGAAAGUCAAAAACAGACACAGACUCCUCCUUGAAUCACAUAGUGAAGAGUCCAGAAAUGAAGUCCAAUCGAAAGCCUAGUAUCAUUCCUCAGAUCCCAGACCUGGAUAUUGUGGCAGUUGCAGCUCGGUGGUGGGGUACUAAGCGAAUUGAUUUUGCACUGUACUGUCCGGAUGCUCUGACUGCCUUUCCCACAGUGGCCCUUCCUCAUCUGUUCCAUGCCAGUUACUGGGAGUCUACAGAUGUUGUGUCCUUCUUGCUGAGACAGGUUAUGAGACAUGAAAAUUCUAGCAUCUUGGAACUUGAUGGAAAAGAGAUGUCAGUGUUCAGUCCUUCAAAACCACGUGAAAAAUGGCUGAGAAAAAGGACUCAUGUCAAAAUAAGGAAUGUGACUGCUAAUCAUCGAGUCAGUGAUGCUGUUUGCACAGAGGAUGGACAACAAACAGUAAAUGGUCGCUUUAUGUAUGGGCCACUAGACAUGGUUACACUUACUGGAGAAAAGGUGGAUAUUCAUAUCAUGACACAGCCCCCAUCAGGAGAAUGGAUCUAUUUUGACACUGAAGUUACAAACAGUAGUGGUAGGAUCUCCUAUUCCAUUCCUGAGAGCAAGCGACUUGGAAUUGGUGUUUAUCCAGUGAAACUUGUAGUCAGAGGUGACCACACAUUUGCAGACAGCUACAUGACAAUUCUUCCGAAAGGCACAGAGUUUGUUGUGUUCAGCAUAGAUGGCUCUUUUGCUGCAAGUGUCUCUAUAAUGGGAAGUGACCCCAAGGUCCGAGCAGGUGCUGUAGACGUUGUAAGACACUGGCAAGAUCUUGGAUACCUUAUUAUCUAUGUAACUGGAAGGCCAGAUAUGCAAAAGCAAAGAGUUGUUGCUUGGCUUUCACAGCACAAUUUCCCGCAUGGGAUUGUGUCAUUCUGUGACGGCUUGGUUCAUGACCCUCUCAGACAUAAAGCUAAUUUUCUAAAGAGCUUAAUAACAGAGGCACAUAUGAAGAUUGCUGCAGCUUAUGGAUCAACAAAAGAUAUUUCUGUUUAUUCCUCCAUUGGCUUGUCGCCCAGUCAGAUUUACAUUGUUGGGCGCCCUACCAAGAAACUUCUUCACCAAUGCCAGUUCAUUACAGAUGGUUAUGCAGCACAUCUCUCUCAACUGGAGUAUAAUCAUCGCUCAAGACCUGCCAAGAGCAGCUCGCGGAUGGUUCUUCGCAAAGGCAGUUUUGGGCUAGGAAGCAACACAGACUUCCUUAGGAAGCGCAAUCAUCUGCUCCGUACUAUCUCCUCACAACCUACGACUGGGGCCAGUGGCUCCUCAUCUAGCCAUAGUAAGCCAGAGCGGACCCAGAGCCAGUCAGACAGUGAGAGAGAGCGAGAAAGGAUUGAACGCUGCCAAAGAAGCAUGAGCAUUGCUGCUGGUUGUUGGGGCCGCAGCAGCAGUAGCAGUGCCAAGACAGAAUCUGGCGUUUUAAGUCAGAAGUAGUUGUUCCACAAAGAAGAAGCACUUAACAAAAUAUACUGUUGGACGUGUGCCAUUUAGUUAGAAGGAGAACUUGGAUAAAGAAGGUUAUUGAUUGAAGUGACAAAAGGUCCAAGAAAUGCAUAUGGUGCUAUAAACAAUAUAAAAUAUGUCACCAUCAGGAAUGGAAUUAUACAAAAAUGUGGUACCAUCAUCAUGUUGCAUGUUGCAGGCCUUAAAUCAGACAGCUGUGCUCCUUUUUCUUGAGCACAGGCCCACUAAGCAUUAAACAAGGGAGCAAAGCUGGAGUGAAUUAACUUUCCAGUAUGUUUAGUAUUGUAACCAGUCUGUUUUAGCCAGGUUUUUAAAACUCUGACAUGUAAAUAUUUGCGUCCUAUAUCUUUGAAGAAAAUAUUUAGGAAUAAUCUGAUUUAAGUUUCCAGAAUUGUGUGGAUCUUUUAUGAUGGUAACCUGAAGCCCAGUGUUUACUUGUAUAUAUGUAUAGAACAGUGGUGCUUACUUAGAACAUCUUUGCUGUAUAGUAGUACUUAGGCAAUAAAACAAUAUCCUAAUUUCAUGAAUCUACCUGAUAUGGCAUGCGGGUCUGUUGUGGCCUUAAUGGAUUUUAGCUGUUAUUAGUUGGAGUACUUGAAAAAGCCAGAACUUAACAGGAAAAAAAGAAGAGAGAGAGGUUAAUGUAAAUUUUAGCAUUUAUUCCUAACGUCCUAACACCCCACUCAAUGCAAUGUGCACAAUUCAUUUUUUAAAAGUAAUGCAAACAAAGACAUGAAUGUGUUUUGGAUUUCCUAUAGCAUAAGAAAGCAUUUUCUUAUGCCAUUUGUUUUUAGUUUUAAGUAGUUCACUUUAACUGCAUUACUAGUUGGAAUUUAUUCACUGCUGCCUAUAACUAUUAGGUCUCUAGCGUAUGUUUAGUGAAGUUCAGUCUUUAAAUCAGCAAUAGUGUGCUGAGUAGACAGACUUGCAGAGAGCAGACAGGAGACUUUAAAAAAUUUCAAAAAGACAUGAAAUCAGCCAGCAAUAUUCUUUACAAGUGAAAUCUUUGUUUUAUGCUCACGUGGUAACAUGGAAGACUUGCAUUGUGUUAACCACCAUAAAAGAUCCCAACUUUAAUAAAAACUGUACUUAAAUAUCAUUUUCCAGAAUUUGAAAUUGUAAUGUCAGCAGUUAGAAAUAAUGGGUGGCCAUAUUUCUUUUUAGCUGUGUUUCUUGUUUAAUCUCAUAGUUUUGCACUAUUUUAUGAGACCUUAUUCCACCCUGUGUUUCUGUGGAUUUAUUAUUUAUAAUUGUUCUGCAUGAUAAUUUAUCAUUUUUUGCCAAUGCAGGGUUUGUAUAUUUAUAUACCAAAAUCUAUUUAGGUGGAUGUGGGGAGGCUGGGUGAUGAGCAGAAUUCUGAUUGAUACCACUGGCUGAGUAGUAUGUAAACAAUUUUUCCAGUGGGCAAGUAGGAUUUUUUAAAAUAAGCUUGUUGAAGUUUAGUUUCUCUAAAAAGCUAAGUUUAACUUGUCUGUUUUAAGACAGAAUUUAAAAAUGGGGAUAAUCAUUUUUUUUUGCACUUAUGGAAGGAACCUGAAAAUAGCUAAACGGUCUGUCCCACAUUCCUCAUUCUCUUUAGAAUACUUUGUAAUCUUAGUUCCAGGAUUUUUUUUUUUAAAAAAAAGUGUGACAUGUAAGUCCAGUUGGUUUAUGAUGAGCUAUUAGAGUUGGAACUUAGAAAAAACACCUCGUUUUAUUGACUAGCAUAACAAUGGAUCCUGUAAUCAAAAGGAUAUCUAGCAAACAGCCUUGUUUAUGGAGAUGUUAAUAGUCAAAAUGAAAUUCAAAGCUAAUAGAAAAACAGAGGGAAUUAAGUAUGCCAAAGUGCAGAAAAUAAGUUUAACAAAAACCUAAUUCAUGUAAAAUUUAUUAAGCAUAGCAUUUAUUUUCCAGUAUUACAAAUAUGCUCGAAGUAAUACAGUUUUAUUCAUUAUUAUUAGUCAAUUAAUGUGGCACUUUAUAUGAUUUGAGUAUAGUUAAUAAAACAGCUAGAGUUAUGCAUUAUUGGACAAAGUAUUUAACUCUUAAAGUGCAAUGCGAUUCUCUUGCGCCAUACAAUACUCAAAAGAAGGAACAGGUUCGAUGUGCUGGCUCAUGGUUCCUUACUUGGAUCCUUUUUGAAAAUAUGGAUCUAGCUGAAAGCUAAAGUCCAAGUCCCCAAUACAGUAUGGGUUGAAUGUGUACAUAAGCCUAUGAGUUGCAUUGAAGACAAAAGAUUCAAAGAAAUAUUGCUCUGUGUACAGAACUGUAAAUGGUAUGAAAAGUACGUAUAUACAGUGAAAGCUAUUUAUUUAUGUAGAUAUAAAAGAGGUUGGAUACUUCAGGUUUUAUUAUAUUUGAAAUAGUUUUUUUUUCCAUUUCAGACUGAUGUAUUAGCUGUUUUAUGGACCAAGAGUAAUGUAACUGUCAAUGCAAAAGUGCAAUAUUCUUACAGUUUCCAUAGAUAAUAAGCAGUAAUUUUAAACUAACUCUGUGGCAUUGACAAUCAGUAUACACGUACUGAAUUGCUCCACCCUUUUGAUAAUUACAAAAUCUGUUUACUGGAUUUUUAAGAGGGCAGAAAAAAAAUCAACACAACUGUGAAAAAGAAAAAUUCAGGACAAAGUACACUGUGCAUAAUGCAGUCUUGCACAAGAAAAAAAUGAUCAGUUCCUAUCUAUUUACAAUAAAGCACCUAUUUGGAAAUACAUCUUACUGAUCACAAGCAAAGCAAACUCACUCAGCUUUCACCAUGCCUGUAUUAGUUGUAACAUCCUGAUCUAGUUUACUUGUGGAAUGGGUAUUAAUAUAUUGUGUAAAGCUGCAGCCAUUUUCUCUCCAGGUCACCUUAUGUUGUGGUAUAAAAUAAAAAGGAAGAUUUUCUAUAUAUGGAAAUAGCUGCUGCUCUCAGCGUUAGCCAGCUCGUUUACAGGGAACUUCACUGUUACACAUUUUUACAAAAAAAACAAAACUUUUAUAACCAAAUUUGUUGUGUUUAAUUUAGUUAGGAGAAAUUAAAAGUGAAACUUCUGAUAUAGUGAAUGGCACCAUAAAUACCUUGUUAUAGAAAGCUGGGUUUAAUGCAGACUUCUUAUGCCUGAUUUCUAUUAGAAUAACCACUGUUUGUAAUUAGUCCCUGUCAUGUACUAUUGGUGAAUAAAAGCUGAUGGUAAUGCA